AUGUCGACCGCACCCGCUUUCUUUCGCCUCCCCGAGGAACUUCUGACCAUGAUCGUUGACAUUGUUGUAGACAGUGUCGAACGCCCUGCUAUCACACCAAUCUCAGGAGAUCGAUUCUCGGUACUGCAAGCACUUCGCGAAACACACCCUCGCUUCGCAUAUCUCAAGUCCGCGCUGCGACGCCUUUUCCAGACUGUCUGUCUGCCUACGGACCCCGUCGGAAUCGAGCGACUGGAGAAGACCACGCUGGAUCGAUUUGCACCCUUUGUGCAGCAGAUUCUAUUUCGGCCUCCAUCGUACGGCGUCGAAGUGACGUAUGAUCGCUUCAGAGGAGAAUUACUGCGGCAGCAUGACAAAUCAUCAGGCGACGAGAGGUGCACUAGCUGCGGCGCGUACGGGACGAUGGAGGAUACAACUAACGAUGAUAAGGUAGCGGCUGCGUACGAGUACUAUUGUGAGCAGAGGGAACAGGAGAAGCAGGUUAUGGCGAGCGGAAGAGCGGAAUCGGUUCUUCUGUCCGUCAUAGAUCGACUGCCAGAUGCACGUCACUUUGUCCUUGCAGCUUGGAAUCGCGGACGGUGGUUGAAACGCAGCGCUACUCACAGGUUGAUAAUGCAACACUGUGCGGAGCGAAUGGACGAUGCGUUGAUGGGAGACGAACUCUUACAAUUCACCACGAAACUCAUCCGCGGUGCGAACAUGAGGCUCAAAAGCUAUACGAUUGGAUGCUAUACCACUGGCAGGCGAAGCGAAACCCUGUUGGAGGAAUGGCAGUCAAUCGACCUGAGUGAAAUGGAAGGCUUGUUCUACUACGGCCGAGUAUUCGAUGACCACACACAUCCCCGGGACAGACAACUGCAAACGGACCGUAUUGGCCAGUUCUACGCAUGUGUAGCCAGUCAAGCCAGUGCCAGUCUUCGCUGUCUAGUAUUAAGAGGACCUCUCAGUUGCCGCUGGGCGCCUCCCAGCAAUCGUUGCCCAAAGUUGGAAUACCUGAAACUGGAAGACAUGGACCUAUCGGAAGGAUUCGAUGCCUGGCUCAAGACAUGCACGGGUCCCAAUCGCUUUCACAUGGCAAGUAUGACAGGCGUUCAAAUGUCAACUUUCUGUGUCCUCCGCAAGAUGCAGCCCAUGAGAAUCGAAAUGGACCAAGUCUAUGGCACACCUUCGAGGAAAUGGACUCUGGACUUCCAUACUGGCGAGGAAUCAAAUUAUGUUCACUCUCCAGAGCAUGACUCGGAGUAUUGGCUGCACGCCCCUGACGCCCUGCAUGCUUUCCUACGUGGCGCCGCCGCCUCGCCCGGGUUGCUGAAAAUGUGCAACGAAGAGGAUUUCGUCAUGCCAGACGAUGGAUAG
This is a messenger RNA of Lecanosticta acicola, 1356 nucleotides long. Lineage: Eukaryota; Fungi; Ascomycota; Dothideomycetes; Mycosphaerellales; Mycosphaerellaceae. The record is from the annotation of a GenBank genome assembly.